Messenger RNA from Linum tenue, 2587 nucleotides. The record is from the annotation of a GenBank genome assembly. NCBI's taxonomy places the organism in Eukaryota, Viridiplantae, Streptophyta, Magnoliopsida, Malpighiales, Linaceae.
CGGGACAGAGGAGCAAUGCCUAUUUCCUCCUCGACAGAAAGAAACAGAGGGGGAAAACAUACUGGUUGGUAAGCUUUCAACUUCUUCCCGCCGACGUCUUUCUUCCGUUUCACUGCUGCGGAUUCCGUCCGUUCCAAGCGAUCUAUUUAUCAAAAUUCCGAAGGGACCUGACAAACAAAGAAUUCGCAGAUUUGGGAAUUAUUCAACGGUUUGAGUUAUUAUCAGAAGAAGAUCGGCGAUUUGGGUUGAUCCGAAUUAGAUGUCGGCAGACGAGGAUGCCGCCGACGCGGUGUUGAGCGACGUCGAGGAGGAAGACGAUCCGAUUCCAAUUGCCAUACCGAGUCCGAGCCAAGAAGACGUCUCUGUCGAGAGGUUUCGCGAGCUCGCCGGCGAGCUGGAGCGGGAGCGAGCGCUACGCCAGGCUGCCGAGGAUUCGAAAUCUGAGCUACAGGACAAGUUCCUCCGGUUGAAGUCUCUAGCGCAUGAGGCAAUCAAGAAGCGAGACGAAUGCGCGAAGCAACGAGACCUAGCUGCCAAGGAAAAGGAGGAGGCUCUGGAAGCCAAGGGGAAGAUAGCGGAGGAAUUGAACCAAACAAAGAAGUUGCAAGAUGAGGUAAUGAAGCAGAGAGAUGAGUUCGCUAGGCAGCUCGACGAAGCUGUUAAGGCGAGGGAUGGAUUUCAAUCGGAGAUGGAGAAUUCACGGCACAUGCUGGUAAGUGGCAUUGAGAAGAUUUCUGGUAAAGUUAGUAGUUUCAAGAAUUUUGCAGCGGCUGGGUUGCCGAGAUCUCAGAAAUACUCUGGAUUUCCUGCUGUUGCUUAUGGGGUGAUUAAGAGGACCAAUGAGAUAGUUGAGGAGCUUGUUAGGCAGAUUGAUGCCACAACGAAAUCUAGAAAUGAAGCUAGGGAACAGAUGGAGCAAAGGAACUAUGAGAUUGCCAUUGAGGUUUCUCAACUUGAAGCUACUAUAGGUAGAUUGAGAGAAGAGUUGGAGAAGAAGAGUUCUUCGGUCGAGAGUUUGGAGAAAUCCGUUGCGGAUAAUCAUGAGAAGCUGCUAGAAGUUGAGAGGCAGCUAUCUGAGAAGACCCAAAUGGAUGAGAAGCAAGCUGCAGAGACUAGGCAGCUAGUUAGUGAAUAUGAUGAGAAACUGAGGAAACUGGAAACUGAGAUGGAAUCUUUGCGGCCUUUAUUGGUUGAUCAAUUGAAUUUGGUUGCACAAAUUCACGAUCAGCUUUACGAUGUUAUUAAGAUAGUUGAUUCAAAUCAUUCAGAUUCAGACUUGUCCGAGUCUUUGUUUCUUCCACAACAAACAGAUAUGGGGGAGAAUCUCCGUGCUUCGGUUGCUGGCAUGGAAUCAAUUCACGAGCUAACUAGAAUAGUACUUGAGAAGGCAAAGGACUGGACAGCGGAGAAGAUUCAUGAAGUGAAGAAGUUGAAUGAAACUGUUGAUCAAUUGAAUAAAGAGAAAGAACAAAUCAGCUCUUUACUAAGGAGUGCUUUGUCCAAGCGGAUGGCAUCAGACCCAGCUUCCAGAACAAAUGAAUUAUUUCAAGCUGCUGAGAAUGGUUUGCGAGAUUCUGGAAUCGAUUUCAAGUUCAAUAAGGUCCUUGUGGCUUCUCAAGAUAGCAAUGGCCCACCAAACACGGACGAGGAUGAAAUCUACACUCUGGCUGGAGCCCUGGAGAAUAUUGUGAAGGCAUCCCAGCUUGAGAUCAUUGAGUUGCAGCAUUCAGUGGAGGAAUUAAGGGCAGAGUCAAGUUUACUUAAGGAGCAUAUAGAGGGUCAAGCCAAGGAAUUAGCUUAUAGACUGCAGAGAAUACAGGAGCUUGAGGAGAAAGAGAGAGUGGCAAAUGAAAGUGUUGAAGGGCUUAUGCUGGACAUUGCUGCUGCUGAAGAAGAAAUUACAAGGUGGAAAGUGGCAGCAGAGGAGGAGGCUGCUGCAGGGAGAACUGUUGAACAAGAGGUCAUGGCUCAGUUGUCUGUACUGAAGCAGGAGCUUGAAGAGGCAAGGCAGUCCAUGUCAGAGUCCGAGCAGAAACUGAAGUCCAAAGAGGAGACUGUCGCUGCUGCUAUGGCCGCACGAGAGGCUGCUGAGAAGUCGUUGAGAUUGGCUGACACAAGGGCUUCUCGGCUCAGGGACAGGGUAGAGGAGCUCAGCCGUCUACUUGAAGAGUUUGAAACCCGAGAAGAUUCUAGAGGACGAAAUGGAUCGAGAUAUGUAUGCUGGCCAUGGCAGUGGCUAGGCCUGGACUUUGUAGGCACUACUACCAGACCUGAAAUGCAGCAACAACAACAGACUUCAAAUGAGAUGGAGCUCUCAGAGCCCUUCUUAUGAUUGUUGGCUUCACUGCCAAGGAGGGGCUUCCUACGUUAAGUACUGUUUGUGGGUUUGUACAGUACGCUUUCUGUUCGUGAGGAGGAUGGACCAAUGUGCAGUAACAAUAAUUUAACUUCUUUCUUUUGCCUUUGCUUUUUUCUCAGUGAUCGACGCAAAGCAAUUCGUUGUUCUUCUGCAAAAUUGCAUUUGGGUGUGGUUGAGUUUCUAUAUGUAAAGCGUUUUACUGCAAAUAAAUUCAUCGCUCUGAUCCAA